Messenger RNA from Sceloporus undulatus (fence lizard), 4751 nucleotides. RefSeq names its product Rap guanine nucleotide exchange factor 3 (gene RAPGEF3). Gene Ontology annotation, biological process: positive regulation of GTPase activity; Ras protein signal transduction. The coding region runs from base 226 to 3000 and encodes 924 amino acids. Gene Ontology annotation, cellular component: plasma membrane. Gene Ontology annotation, molecular function: guanyl-nucleotide exchange factor activity. The record is from RefSeq and is a predicted model, not a curated record. Lineage: Eukaryota; Metazoa; Chordata; Lepidosauria; Squamata; Phrynosomatidae. The transcript is spliced from 28 exons.
GUCAGACCAGGAAGCCAGCAGCAAGAUCCUGGUGGCUCCUUGCUCAGUGCUAGCCGGCAAUCUUUGAGUGAGUGCCACCAACAAAUGGCUUGAUCGCCCUCUCAAAUGGGACUUGGUGGUCCUCCUGAUCAAGGAUUUGACUCCUUUUUCCUGCUAAUGGCAUCCCUUAUCUGACUUGUUUGCCCUUCUGUGUGCAGUCUUCUCCAUGUGGAGCAGGUGUGGGAUAUGAAGGUGGUCCGGAGUGGGCAGGGAUGGUGGAAUGUCAGCUUUCCAUUCAGUGACAACUCACACUCGGCCCAGCUCUCUGGAGGUCUCCCAGUGGAUCCCAUCUCUGAAGACAGCCUCCUUGACCUGUUUUGGAGAAAGAUGCAUCUGUUCCGCAGCUGCAGCUACCGGAUCCAGCUGGAGGGACAGGUGGGCAGUGUUCCACGGAUCCAGGGCAUCCGAUGGACCCCUCUUCCAGACCAUGAAUCAGCCCUGGUGCCUGGCCACAGCCUAAAGCAGGCUUCUUCGAACAAAAUUCAGAGAGCAGGGAGACUCCUUGGUGCUCACUUAGUAAUCAUGUAUCCAGACUUAAUUCGUGACCACAAGUACCAUCUCCGGCUUUUCAGGCAAUGCUGUUCUGGGAAGGAGCUGGUGGAUGCUCUAUUAAGCGCUGGGCUUUCAGUACAGACCCGCAGCCAGGCCCUUGGACUCUGCCAGGUGCUGAUGGAUGAAGGUGUUCUGGCUCAUGUUCGACAGGAGAGCUAUUUCCAAGACCGGGAUGUCCAGUUCUUCCGCUUUGUGGCCCUGGAGCUGAAUACUGAAGACCGGGAUAGUGAGGAACUGUUGGAGGCAGUGGCUUUGCUCACACAGUUGGGCCCUAUGGCACUGCUUACCACCAUCCUGAGAAAACCCCCUGGGCAGCGGACAGAUGAGGAGCUUGCACUGAUUUUUGAGGAACUGCUGCAUAUAAAGGCUGUAGCCCAUCUGUCCAGUUCAGUGAAGAGAGAACUGGCUGCUGUCUUGCUGUUUGAAUCCCAUGCAAAAGCUGGAACUGUGUUGUUCACCCAAGGGGACAAGGCCACCUCCUGGUAUAUCAUCUGGAAGGGAUCGGUCAAUGUUGUGACACAUGACAAGGGCUUGGUAUCAACACUACAUGAGGGUGAUGACUUUGGGCAGCUAGCACUGGUGAAUGAUGCCCCACGUGCAGCCACCAUCAUCUUCCGGGAAGACAACUGUCACUUCCUCCGUGUAGACAAACGGGAUUUCAACCGCAUCCUCAAGGAUGUUGAAGCCAACACCCUGCGGCUCAAGGAGCAUGGGACGGUGGUGCUAGUUCUCGAAAAGAAUUCACCAGGCAGUAACCCCAGCCACCUUCCUGGAACUCCAGGGAGCAGUAGGUACUCAGUAAUGGCUGGCACCCCCGAAAAAAUACUUGAUUAUUUCCUGGAAGCCAUGCGUCCUGAUUCCAUGCUCUCUGAUCCUGUAGACACCUUUCUUGGAGAUUUUCUCCUGACCCAUGAUGUGUUCAUGCCAACACCACAGCUGUGCAGAACUUUGCUCCAGCACUUCCAUUCAGAACCUUCAGAGGGCACUGACCAGGAAAAGGCUUCUUAUAUUUUGAACAAAAGACAGAAGAUUUUGCGGCUGGUGAAUCAAUGGGUGCUAUUGUAUGGGCGCUUGCUUCAGGCUGAACCCAGUGCCAUGGCCUUCUUACAGAAUCUCUCAGAGUAUGCCACUCAGGACACUCGUCUGGGACCUCUGCUUAAAGAACAGUUGCAAGAUCGGCGAAGAAACCGAGUCUUAGAAAAUGGCAGCAACAAUGCAUCACCAAAACUUCAGGCACGAAAUGUGGUGGACUGGUUUGCCAGACAGGAGGAGCCAUUCCUGAACAGCAGCUACACCAUCCGAGCGAAAGACAAAGUAAUGUAUGACAUCUACAGGCCAGACUGUUCCUGCCUCACAGCACUGCUCCAGGUGAAUGCAUCAGUGCAGGAAGUUCUCUCAUCAUUGACAGACAGUCAUGGCUGGAGCAAAGACUGGAUCCUGGUGAAGGUCAAUUCAGCAGGGGAUAAAGAGGUAUUGCCCAUGGAAGCUUUUGGAGUGUUUACAUCAUUGGGACUGAAUGAGAGACUCUUUGCUGUCACUGCUCAAGAACUUCACACACUGGCCCCCCACCCUGAGCAGCUUGGCCCCUCUGUGGGUUCCUCAGAAAUCUUAGAUUUCAUCAGUUCCAAAGACCUGGCCAACCAACUCACUGAGCAUGACUGGAACCUCUUCAAAAGCAUCCAUCAGGUGGAGCUGGUCUACUACAUUUUUGGGCUACAGAAGUUUCCCAAUGCAACGACAGCCAACCUGGAGCGCUUCCUGCGUCGUUUCAAUGAGCUGCAGUUCUGGGUCACCACUGAGCUUUGCCUUUGUCCGGAUAUUAUCAAGAGGGCACAGCUGCUCCGGAAAUUCAUAAAGAUGGCAGCACACCUAAAGGACCAAAAGAACCUGAAUACUUUCUUUGCAGUGAUGUUUGGACUAAGCCAUUCAGCUGUCAGCCGCCUCUCGAGGACCUGGGAGAAGCUUCCACACAAGACGCGAAAGUUGUAUGGCAGCAUGGAACGAAUGCUGGACCCAUCUUGGAAUCACCGGAUCUAUAGGCUGGCCAUGGCCAAACUGACUCCACCCAUCAUCCCCUUUAUGCCCCUCCUUCUUAAAGACAUGACCUUCAUCCAUGAGGGAAACCGCACAUCAGUGGAGAACCUCGUCAACUUUGAGAAGCUGCGCAUGAUAGCCAAAGCUGUUCGUUUGGUACAUCAUUGCCGGAAUCACCCCAACCUUCCACUGUCACCUUUGAGGAAUCGUCCCCAGCACCUCCUAGAAGAAGCUCGAGCUAUGCGUGCCUCCACCUGUUCAGAGCAGUCCCUCAGUACUCGGAGCCCAGCUGCUACCUGGGCAUACCUCCAGCACCUGAGAGUGAUUGACAAUCAGAAGGAACUUCUGCAGCUCUCACGAGACCUCGAAUCCUGAUCCUAUAAGAAACACAGCCUAUAGGACAUGAGAUGUAUAUAUUGUCCAACAAGGGCAAGAACUGCUAGGAAGGGCACAUCAUCGCGCAUUAGCCCUGCCAUUUAAGACUAAGCAACGGGAGCCAAGAUCCUGAACCAAGAGGAGAGUUCAUCGUUCCCCUGGUGGUGCCUUUGAUCUCCAUCCUGGAGCCAGCAGAGUGUGUGCCAGCUGUGCCUAGGUCAGAGGAAGGAGGUGCCUGCUGCUACCCCUGAUGCUUUUGGAAGCUGAAAAAUAUCCAGUUGGAGUUUUGUUUUUUGUUUUUUGUUUUGUUUUGUUUUUUAAGUUGCUUUAUAGAACACUUUUGGCUGCCUUAUAGUGAAGGAGACAAAAGUUUCUAAUUCUUACUUAUCAGUGUUCAACAGAAGUGUGGUUUAAAAACAAAAGCAUGUGACAAGACAUGUAUUGCUAUGUCUGGUGGACUGUAACUUUCUGAUCAAUGCCCUUGUUCUACCUUUUGAUGGUCAUUGUAGUUCAGGUGUGGAAGGAAACAUCUGGGAGUAUCUUUCAGGUAGAGGCUGAUUACACCCAGGGUCAGCCCAAGGCAUUUUACUGACUAGAACAAAUGAGAGGAGUCCCAUGCCAUGCACAGACUCCAUUGGACUGGUGUUUGGGUCUGAAUUCCAUGCUGAUGAUCAGGCAGCAUCCUCCACCUCUUCUGAAGCAGCCAGAUAUUUUAAAGGAGGGGAGGCAGGCAGGACAAGGUUAUGAGGCAUAUACAACACAAAACAGGGGAACAGCUGAAGAUCCAGGAAGAACAGCAAGGCUACCAUUGCCGCCCUCCUUAUCUGCUACCUGGGGCAGUUGCCUCACUUUGCCUAAUGGUUGGGCCACCUUUGAUUUGACCAGGUGACUACUUUCCAUGUUACUUUGACUUUUGAUUGUCUAUGAAACAUAACUUUCCCAGUUGAGCAGGAAAUAGAACAGGCAGUGGGAGCAGAAAUAAGGUCACUGCAGAUGUUGUGAUGAUAGGGUGGGAAGGUGUCAGUGAAAGCCAUAUUUAUCAGGAAAUGGCUGGCUGCCAAGCCACUGGGAACCUGCUUUGAUCUACCCAGGAAAAGCAGGCUACAAAUAAAUGAUUUAUUAUUAUUAUUUAUAUUUGUGUAAAUCACUCACAGAAUUUGGGUUGUAGUGUCUGGUUUCCUGCUUAUAUCUCUCGGCUAUUCUUUAACCCACCAGGAAGAAGCAGCACAGAUCCGAUGAUGGUCUGAAGACAAUGUUCUCUUUUGUAUCUUCUUGCAAAAUCCUGGGCAGUGAUAGAUGGGGAGAGACGAAUCUAUGACUUUUGUUGAUCUCAAGUUCUUUGUACCCCCUUUAAAAAAUGUGUGUGCAUUUUGGCAACUUCUUAUUUUAAAAAAAUCAAAAUGAAUGAAAUCCUCACACAUCUUCACUGGUCAAAUUCAAUAGAUACAUCUAUUGUUAGCAUUGACAAACCAUUUUGUACCUUCCAGUUAUGUAGAUGUUCAAGGUAGAGAAUGUCUCUAGCUCAAAAAAAAGUGGACAAUCCUGUUAGCAUCACAAAACUAGAGAGGGUUCCAGACCAGAGUUUGAAGAAGUAAGCACUCAAAAGCCAUUUUCCUGUGUAUAUGAAUCUAUCCAUGUUCUGUUCUUCCUCAUUAGGUGCAUUAAAAAAAAUCAUGGUCAUCCCAUCCUAUGUAUGAAGAUAUUUGUGCAUUUGUAUAAUUUAUUCUCAAAGAAAGAAACCAAAUAAAUUC